UACAUGUAUGUAGGUUAGGUACCUAGAAGCCUGAAUUAUAUUGGCUUCAAAGUUCACAUGCUCAUAUAAAUCAGCCGACUACUUCUUAAUACUUAGGUUGUUAGGAAGGCGCCAACUACCAGUUUAUGUUAAAGACUCUUCAUUGUUCGGAAUUGGCAAGAACUACUUAAAUUUCAAAAUCAAAAAGGUAUAUUAGUACCUAUCUACCUACCUUAUAUACCUAGGUAUAUAUGUAUAUAUAAAUAUCUCGGUCCCGUCUUCAAGUCUUUGAUCUAAACUCGUCGACCACUAUUACCACAAGAACAAUCGCAACCGCCUGGACGACGCACAAUGGAUCCUUCUAAUUGUCACCGUUCGAGCUACAAGUGCUACCCAUAUCUUACCAAGGCGGAGUUUUCUGAAGUAUGCCACUAUCUGGACAGGAGAUAUCGUCGUGCCACACUAGGACCCUUGCGCAAAGAAUGGCGCCUUCAUGUUCACACGGCGUUGGAGUUGUCCUUUGAGCCUGGCUCGGGGCGUACUACCUUUCUACAAGUCACACGACCUCUGGACAAUAGAACGGCUGCUGACGAUGAGCUGGCGGCUAAGAUGGGUGGCGUCUCCUUGGGCGAGGAUCAAGAUAUGCAACUGGAUGCCGACGAAAUGAUGGUCAAGAUGGAAGAUUCGGAUAAGGAAAUCGUUUCUAAACGACCAUCUCGGGCACACUUCCAAGCGGGCCACGUCAUUUAUGAGAUUCAUUUCCAUCCGACGUAUAGCUCACCCUGUCUCUGGUUCACUCUACAUGGUCUACCGGCUGGAGAGUCACCCCUCAAUAUCGAAACUGUCUUCCGUUAUUUAGUCCCUGAACAGUUCAAAGAUUCUCUCCAAAGAGUUGGCCCCAUAGGCGCCAUCUCAAUCGACCACCACCCUAUUACCGGACUCCCUUCGUUUUUCGUUCACCCGUGUGCCAUCGGAGACGCCAUGGCUGGGUUUGACUGCGCAAAGCAAGACUAUCUCAUGGUAUGGCUUGGUCUGGUGGGAGGGUGUGUUGGACUUUGGGUCCCUCAACAGAUGGCUGCUGUCAAUGCCGGCUAAGGCUCCAGGUGCCCAUAUAGUAAGGGAACGAGCCAUACCCUACAGCCCGACAACCGAUGAAAUUGAGAGAGAGGCUUUAUCCUGAAUGCGGUCUUUCAGCGAGCUUGGUACUAGCAAGUUUUCUCUUCAUUCAUCAUCGCUAUCCUCCUCCAUCGCCACAUCUUCGUCGCUAUCUUCUUCCUCCUCUUCGUCGCGAGUUCGUUUUUGUCCGCGAGCAUCAGGACCGUUUGCAUCUGUCAUCGCAUGGUCGGAGCUCUGAGGAGGCUUCGUAGGAAGACCAUGAGGGGUGGCGGCUGCUGCAGGUGUGCUGGUGGCAGCAGUGCCAGGUGCCGGAGCAUUGAAGAUGUUCUGCUGGGCUUCCGUCAUCUCGAUAUUGGCGGCGGUUGAUCCCGGAAGCUUGUAUGUACCGUCUAAUUUCGCGAUGAUAUCCGAUUUGGACUUCGCAUACUCGAUCCGCUACAGGCACGCGUUAGUUAGACAGUCCCAAGGCAAAUAAGUG
Messenger RNA from Daldinia decipiens, 1573 nucleotides. RefSeq lists its product as uncharacterized. NCBI's taxonomy places the organism in Eukaryota, Fungi, Ascomycota, Sordariomycetes, Xylariales, Hypoxylaceae. Bases 331 to 1074 code for a protein of 247 amino acids. Gene Ontology annotation, molecular function: Atg12 transferase activity. Gene Ontology annotation, biological process: macroautophagy; protein modification by small protein conjugation; protein lipidation. The transcript is spliced from 4 exons. Gene Ontology annotation, cellular component: intracellular anatomical structure. The record is from RefSeq and is a predicted model, not a curated record.